AUGGCUUCUCUUGACUUGGACCGCGACCACCGCGAAGACGCUCCGUUUCUCGAUACCCCUGAAAUUGCGCCCCAUGUCGAGAACAAACCGGUGCAUCCGGAGCGUAAUACGGCACCCAGCACAAUUACCUUCCGGUUGAAGGUGAUAUUGUUCGCCAUGGUGCUAGCGGUCGAAGUAGGAUUCUCUUUCCUCGAUGGCCCCAUGGUGCGCAUCCUAGAAUCUAUCGCUUGUCGACAAUACUACAACGAAGCGGAUCCCUCGCAGAUCGGGGCCAAUGGCCAGGUUCCCGAAGCUUUGUGCAAGAUUGGUGAAGUCCAGGCGGAGCUGGCAGCAGUCAAAGGAUAUCAUAUGUUCUUUGAUGGCUUAUUGAGCGCACUCAUGGCCAUCCCGUACGGUCUGCUGGCAGAUCGGAAGGGUCGCAAAUCGACCCUCGCCUGGGGAAUCCCUGGUUUCGCUAUCAACUCCAUCAUAACCAUUGUCGUUCUGUGGUUCUCGAACAUAUUUCCGCUACGGGCGGUCUGGGUGUCCUCCCUGGCGUGGCUGAUUGGGGGCGGCCCGGUCGUGGCAUUCGCGAUCAUUUGGACCAUGAUGGCUGAUGUUACCACCGAGCUGGAGAGAGCCCAAUUGUUCUUCCAGUUUGGCAUUGUCUCGAUGGCAUCCGAAUUCAUUUCUGGGGCCUUUAGCUCGUAUCUGAUGGCCAUGAACCCAUGGGUGCCAUUCCUCGUCGGUUUCGGUAUUGUUCACGUUGGUCUAUUAUUCAUUCUUCUCCUGCCUGAGACGAUGCAUGCCAUACCAUCUCGGGAGCUCGAGCCCGAGCCUUCACCUGUUGAGAUGUCCGAGCUGGCCGACGCCGAGCUUAAGCCUCGAUUCUCAACUCAGGGGCAGUAUCACGAUGAAAGCGAUGUCGAUGUGGCUUCCGGGCAGCACGAUCACUUGACCUGGAGUUAUCCGUCCCAAGAGCGCGAUUCUUUCUGGGCGAAGUGCCGAGCUAAAUACCAAUACUAUAUGAGGCCAUAUCUCUUCAUCCUGAACCGCAAACCUGUCAUCCUCCUCCUGACGUCAUUUUUGGUAUAUCGGCUCAGCCGUGGCUCUUCGUGGUUUCUGUCACAAUACGUCUCGACACGCUAUCAUUGGACAUUGGCCCAGGCCAACAUGCUCGUCUCGUCCCGGCCAACCAUCUCCAUCCCUGUGUUCCUGUGGGUUUUACCUUGGCUCAAACGCCGUGUGCUGAGCCCGCGAAAGACAGCCACGGAGAAGGACCUUUGGCUGGCUCGUGCAAGUAUUCUCUUCCUCACUAUAGGCACACUCGGAAUUGGACUCUCGCCGUCCAUCGCCACCCUGGUUCCCGCCAUGAUCAUCCAAACCUCAGGAUCGGGCUUUAUGUUUCUCGCCCGAUCUAUUGUAACAACCCUGGUCAAUCGUGACGAGACCGCUCGUCUUUAUACGGUGAUUGAGAUCCUCCAAUCCGUGGGCAACAUUGUUGCCAGUCUCUCGAUUACAGGCGUCUUCCAACUCGGUCUCCGACUGGGUGGCUUCUGGAUCGGUCUGGCUUGGAUGAUGACUAGUACGUUGUUUUGCAUGGUUGGCGCUGCCAUUUGGUGUUUCAAAUUGCCGCCGACAUCUGCACCCCGCACACCGGAAUUUGUAUUUCGGGAUCGAGGCUCGGGCAUUGCGCCCUUUCUCCCCAUUCCCUCAGAACCACUGGGGCUGCAAGCACCCCUCCGAAUCUUCCUCUUUUGCUUCCGCCUACCCCUAUUCCUUUUUGUGACCUUGGCCUACUUCCUGCUUUUGCAAUGGCUUCCUAUAGGUUCACUGGGCAAGAAAGCCGCGUUGUGGUGCAUUCUCGGCGUUCCAAGUAUCUGGUGGAUUGAUCUGCAGGUGGACGGUGUUCGGAAAGGAUCUCUUUCUAAACAUCAGCAAGCUCGUCUCCCGCAGCCUGGCUCUCUUAUCGCCUCCUCUUUUACCUCUCCCAUCGACGCCGUCUACUUGGCCGCGAUAUUCGAUCCGGUUUUCACCGCAUCUUACCCAAACACUCGACAGGUUGAGCGGAUAUCUCUUCUCCAGGCUGUUCUACGAGCCUUCGCAUCGCCCAUGACCCGCCCCGAGCCUGGCACAAAAUUGGUGGAUGUCGCCAGUCUGAUCGAGAAGUAUCCUACUCGGCCGAUUGUGAUCUUCCCUGAGUGCACGACUACUAACGGCCGUGCAAUCUUGCCCUUAAGCGAGUCGUUAAUUGGUGCUCCCGAUAAAACGAAGAUCUUCCCCGUCAGCCUGCGGUACUCGCCCGUGGAUGUCGUGACUCCUCUUCCGGGAAGCUACCUCAGCUUCCUGUGGACAUUGCUCAGUAAGCCCACACACUGCAUUCGCGUGCGUAUUGCCGAGGCUGUGACUAUUGCCCGCAACCCGUUGGAUACUUCACCCGCGCGCUCGACGCGCAAAUCAACCUACAGCACUAAUUAUCUUGACACACUGGACGAGUUGACUGCGGAUGGCGAGGCCGUGAUGGAAAAGGCGAUGCUGGAUCAUGUAGGCGAGUCACUUGCUCGCAUGGGCCGCGUGAAGCGUGUGGGACUUGGCGUCAAGGACAAGCAGGACUUUGUCCGUAUGUGGAGUAAGACUCGGUCUACGUGGUGA
Molecule: messenger RNA, 2631 nt
Organism: Penicillium maclennaniae
Lineage: Eukaryota; Fungi; Ascomycota; Eurotiomycetes; Eurotiales; Aspergillaceae
Product: putative MFS transporter
Exons: 5
Coding region: 1-2631 (876 amino acids)
Biological process (GO): transmembrane transport
Cellular component (GO): membrane
Molecular function (GO): transmembrane transporter activity
Source: RefSeq, a predicted model, not a curated record